Molecule: messenger RNA, 1413 nt
Organism: Amphibalanus amphitrite
Lineage: Eukaryota; Metazoa; Arthropoda; Thecostraca; Balanomorpha; Balanidae
Product: protein LZIC-like
Exons: 6
Coding region: 271-837 (188 amino acids)
Molecular function (GO): beta-catenin binding
Source: RefSeq, a predicted model, not a curated record
UAGCGGCUGGUGCAAUCAGGAGACGUUGCCCUUUGGGCAUUCCUGAGAACCAUACAUUGUGGAAGGAAGCGAAGGAAAUCCUUGCUGUCAUAAUAUUUGGCAGUAUUAUUUUUAGGCAUUUAGUGCGCAUUUGCGGCGUUCUUGUCUCCGAGAAGGAUGCCCAAAAGUUGUAUUGCUUAGAACUGUUUUGUCCAUUUUUAUUCAGAAAAAGAUAAAACCAAAACUGAUCCCAAGGCUCAGUGUCAGUACUUCAAGUUCUGAGAGAGCAGAAUGGCUACUCGUGGGGUUAGUGAGACUGAGAAACUCCAAAAGAAUCUGACAGAUCAGCUUGACAGAUUGAUGUCUCAGCUGCAGGACUUGGAGGAUUCAAAGGAUGACCUUGAUGCAGAUGAAUACAAUGAAACCAGACAGGACACCAUAGAGCAGCUGAAGGAGUUCCAGCAGAGACUGAGCAAGUUCAGUGAGGGAGAUCUGUCUCUGGUUGACCAGUUUGGAGCCACACAACUGGCGAUCCAGGCAGCCAUAACGGAGGCGUUCCGCACGCCGGAGAUAAUCGGCCUGUUCGCGCGCCGCCAGCCGGAGGGUCUCCGUCAGCGGCUGUCCCAGCUCGAGAGGGACCACCGGCUCGGCCACCUGGCCGAGGAGAGCUUCAGCCAGCAGAGGCUGGAGAUCUUGUCUGCGCUGAAGAAGCUGGGCGAGCCUCUGACGCCGGAGGAGGUCCACUUCAUGACCACCAACACCACCGACGACCUGCGCCAGUUCCUCGAGGACGACAUGACCGUGUCAUCGGAGCGGGUGGUGCGGCUGGCACAAUCGGGACUGUCGGGCGGCACGUGAGCAGCCUCCGUCCGACUUCUGAGCUCGUGCCGCGCCGAAGGGUCUGGGACUGCCGAACUCCCACCCUGCCGACCGUUAUUAGACGGACGGCUCACGCCACCGGAACAGAACGCCAGUCGAGCCUUCACCGACCCACUGAGGAGUGAUGUCGGGAAUCGACAGUUCAUGGGUACCUAAACCAAGUGCGCUGCUGGUUGGCAAAGCGAGGGUUUGUAUGUAAUGGCAGCCUAUCCCUAUAUCGUUCAUAUUGCGGGACUUUUUAAAUCAGCUGCGUCGGUUAUCGAUAUUCAGAUAUAAACAACUCGGUGUUCACUAUUUAUUAACAUGAGCUGCAAUUAACAGUUGGACGCUGAGCUGAGCGAUGAGAUGGGUUUUAAUUACACAUUCGCCACGUUACCUGAUAUUGGAGGCUGUAUGUAGGUUCUAUGUGUGUUGGUGCUCGGCGCCUUUUUCCCGGGCGUUUGUUGCCUGUUGAUGUCUGUGGCUCGCUGCCGGCGAGAGUUGCCAGUUUUACCAGACGGGUGGUCUGCUCGCUCCACGGUACCACCGGUUUAAUACAGUGUUCAUUCUGUUUCA